AUGUCGUAUCCAUUUCGAUCAUGGGAUGUUGAUCCAGAACAGGAAGAAUUAGGUCAAUAUUUCGAAAAUGAUCCAAGUAGAAUAUUAGAAGAAAAUUUUAGAGCUGAUUUACCGGACUUUGCUACAGACGAAAGAGACUCAGAAUCAUUAGAUUUAAAACGUAAGUAUGACAAACAAAAUUUGUUUAAUGUUAAAUGCACCUAA
Didymodactylos carnosus is the source of this 204-nucleotide messenger RNA. The record is from the annotation of a GenBank genome assembly. Lineage: Eukaryota; Metazoa; Rotifera; Eurotatoria; Philodinida; Philodinidae.